This is a messenger RNA of Belonocnema kinseyi, 2627 nucleotides long. It is a transcript of the gene chinmo, whose product is annotated as zinc finger protein chinmo. Gene Ontology annotation, biological process: regulation of transcription by RNA polymerase II. The coding region runs from base 849 to 2087 and encodes 412 amino acids. Gene Ontology annotation, cellular component: nucleus. The transcript has 7 exons. The record is from RefSeq and is a predicted model, not a curated record. NCBI's taxonomy places the organism in Eukaryota, Metazoa, Arthropoda, Insecta, Hymenoptera, Cynipidae.
UCGGUACGAUUCAUCCGACUUUUUCAGCUUUUAGAUUUCAACUUUCCAUUUCUGCGGUUGACACGUGUCGUGCAAUCAGUCCUUGACGAGAAAUCGCGAUUAGUGGCUUAAAGCGUAUUGUUGCAAUUUUUCGCGAAGGGAAGGGGCCUAAAAGUGAUACCGGUUUUUGAAGUUUCGAGGAACUGGAUUAGAUGACACAACUUCUCGUUUUGUUGCCAGUGUUUGAAGAAGUAGCGCUGAAGAGUUUUUUUUAAUUUGGCGCGCUUAUGACUGGCAUAGUGAAUAUUUUACGGAUCGACGAUCUAUCCGCGAUCGAAGCAGGCGUACCACUAAGCACUAAAUAAUUGACAGGAUAAAUGUGUGGAGUUAACAGAAAUAUUUCUUUAACUCGGUGAACUUUAAAUGUUCUCUGGUAGGAGGUGGCAUUGAUUUCGACGCUCAAGAAGACGGAUAACGGAAGUGUUGCUUUCCAACUGUGUUCAGUCAGUAGUGUUAGCCGCAAUUGAAUCAGUGAGAAACUUUUAAGUGUUUAAAAUCAAUUUAAAUUUGAAACUCUCGGGAUGUUGUAUUGGUGUUUCACAGUGGCAUUGUACCGCGAAUUCUAUUGGAAAGGUAGUGAUAUGUUGUAGAGGUGAUUAGAAAGUGCGGCUGAUAUGCAUGCAAUGACAUUUUCGAAAUCGAUGUGCAAAAUUCGAUUGCAUCACGAAUCAAGAGCUUGAUCGACCUUGUGCGAAAGACAUCCACGCGCGGCAAGCAGCGGUGUUGACAAUGACUCAUGAAUGAGGAGCACGAGUAAAUAACCAAAACCGCUUUCGAGACCUUCGUACUUGUCACUUCUCACCUAAUUGAUGAACGCCGCUGGAGGAACAGUUGGGAACGGGUGCGAAAGAGGAGGGAAGUCUAUACUAGAAGGAGGCAGUGACAGGGGCGGUGAAGGUCACGGGGUUGGGCCCAGGGGUGGCAUCAUGGACUCUCAACAACAACAAUUUUGCCUUAAAUGGAACAGUUUCGGCAACAACUUGGCUACAGCUUUCUCAAACCUCUUCAAAAGUGAGAGUCUGACGGAUGUCACCCUUUUCUGCGAGGGCGAGGGCAAUAUUCUCCUGCAAGCAUUUCAACUGAGAGAAUACACGUGUUACGCUUACCACCAGGCUUACAUUUGCAAACGUGGGCCCCUGCAUACACGUUUUUUCGUAUCACCUUCGUUAUACCAAUGUCAUUAUGUUAGAUUGCUCGCUUCCAGUUCCACGUACGUCAAGCACAAGCAAGGUAUAAAUUACGAGAUCGUGUCCGAAGAUGGCCUACAUAUUCAACGAGCUGCAAGAAAAGGGUCACCGAGUGACGUAGAUGCUCAUGGUAGAGCAAGUGUUCUGAAAGAUGGAGCUGCAUUUCGACCCAGAUCUGCUCCACACCCUCUAUUGAUGGAGAAUCACCACUAUCAGUCAUUCAUGCACAAUUCAGAUACCCCUACGCAUCCACACACUGCUCCACACACACCCACGGAAUUGGAACGGGAACUGGAACGAGAUCGAUCUGUGGAACGAGGAAAUGGAGAGCAUAGAGAAAGCGUUGCGGAAGAUCUUCGAAUAAAGCAAGAACCGGUGGCGUUGACCGAUCGAGAAAGAGCCGAUAAACUGGCCGAAAGAUUAUCGAAUGAGGCGUAUUCAAGAGGGUUCGAAGCCGGAAAUUAUGGUAACACCACAGAUCACUUACAGCACGGGGUACAAAUGAGCGCUGGAAUGACUAGCUUACAACCUGCUCACCCACCUACUCCAGAUCUCAGUCCUGCACUACCGACUCCUGCCAUGUGGAAUUCGAAAAUAAACAAAGCUGGCACAGUUACGACACCUGAUGGUAAGAAGCUGAAGUGCCCCUUCUGUGAGAGACUGUAUGGAUACGAGACAAAUUUGCGAGCUCACAUCAGGCAACGUCAUCAGGGUAUUAGGGUUCCGUGUCCAUUUUGCACUCGAACCUUUACCAGAAACAACACGGUUCGGCGGCAUAUUGCACGGGAGCAUAAGACCGAGUUGAGUUUAAAGGCGUUCCAACAGGCGAAUCAUUCGGUUUCGGAUUCGGUACCCCAGUAGCGCAACGGAAACGGCAGGAUGCAUCUAUUCAAUGUUGCGCCGAGAUCCACAAUGACAAGCGAUUACUACAGUGACCUGUGAGUGGUGAUUCAGAAUGUCCCCUCAUUACCCACUUCCUCCACCCGUCAACGACCACUGACUGCCCUUCCCCAUGACGACGACUCUCCAGGAUCUUCCCAAAGGCGAUCGUAACUUUAAUCGGGAACGAUUAAUCUGAGGAAGGAUACACUCGGAUUCGUAAAAGAAACUAAAAAAAAAGCGUCGUUCGGGGCUCGAAGAAGAAGCUGCAAUAUGUUAAAGAUGCCUCACAAUGCGAGGUGCGUGUGCACGCAGCAAACACAAAACUAGUCAAUGAAAGUGCAACGGUCAAGUAUAAUGAUUAUUGUCUAUACUAUAAAGAAGAAAAAGAUGUUACAUAGUGCAUAAAGAGAGAAAUGAAAUAGCACAUAUUAUAGUAGUAGAGAACGAGUGAGCGAAAGGAUGUAUGCAUGAAAACGAUAAAAAUUGAAUACAAGAGGACGGAGCAGAAAAGCAAAUCGA